AGGCAUCUUUCUAGAGGAGGCGUUGGUCGGAGCAUUGCUAUAGCAUUGCUCUGAGGAACAGCAACAAGACAUAUUUCUACGGUGGUUUCACGAUUUCACAUAUUUGCGCCAAUGCAAGCGCCGGAUGAUAAAGUUGUGACAGCAAGGCGGUAAUUCACUACGGUGCUCCAGGGGAUAUUGUGCGUGCUUUCGUAUUCAGUGGCCGAUGUAUGUGUUCAUAUUGACAAACAAGUAACGCUGGGAAAGAAAGCUUGCAAAGUAUGAAAUACCACAUGACUACGCUGCCACCUGCAUAAAAAAACCACUUAUCCUAUUGGAAGCAACCGUUCCACCUCUUGUCUCCUGACUGGGACCGUGUUCCUUAUUUCGACAAUGGUAAGGGUAACGGAAGUGAUGAAAUGCAGUUCAGGGAACUGCUGGGCAAGCUGGAAGCAUUGUGGACAACAGAAAAGUUCUGCGAAAAACAAGAUGACGUAUGGCGCCUACUCAAGCGGGAUGUCCCUCGAAGACCCAGGUUCACCUGUGACACGGUUCACGACUUGCUUGACAUUCUCACUGACCGUGAGGUUAUCACACCACAGGAAACAGUGCUCUUGAAGCGGCUCGCUGCUGUAUUCUCAGUCCAAGAGGCCUCAGAGCAUAUUCAAGCAUUUAGGAAAAUACCGUUGGACCAGGACACCUGCAGCUUAUGUUCUGCACCGUGUCAGGCACCGUUGCUGUAUCGCACACCUGUUCAGGAAAUCACUGGUCAGAAAGAGUUGGUGUGCGCCAUCCUCUAUCUCUGUCAAGAGAAUUGUACAUGGAAGACAGUUGUUCGAGCAUUUCCAAAAACUAUAAAUGUCAAGGAGGCCGAGAUCGAGCGGCUGGAAUCAAUGGUAUGUGCCUCUAAGCCACAGGUCAAGCGAUGCCUGACCUGUUCUGGCUUUGAGGUUAUGGAGUCCUGGAGGAAGAAACAUCCACAGCAUGCCACAGUUCAACUGCUACUUAAGUACCUGACCAGUGAACGGGUCAGUCCUAGGUAUGCGGAAGACAUAAAGAGUGACUUUCACAUGACCAUGACUGUAAGGUCAAAGUGCCUUUUGUGUAAGACAGGAUGUGAGCUGCAGGCACAGCGUGGCGAGACUGUCUCAGUACAAAUUGUCUGUGCACAGAUUCUUAAUCGAGACAUUCGUGAAAGAUCUUGAAGGUUGUGAUAUUUUACGAUGUACUGUGCUCAUGGAUUCAAACGCAACAAUUUAAGGCUGUGUAAUGAACAUACUUUUUUUCAUUUUCAUGUCCAUCAUCAGCAGCAGCAGCUUAAUUACGCCCACUGCAGGGCAAAGGCCUCUCCCAUGUUUCGCCUACCCGAUCCUUUGUCUUCUGCUGCCCUGUUAUGCCUGCAAACUUUUUAACGUCGUCUGCCCGCCUAGUUUUCUGUCUCUCCUCUUAUGCAUUUGCUUUCUCUUGGAAUUCAGAGAGCUGCCCUUAAUGACCAGCAAUUAUCCAGCCUACGCGAUGCAUGCUCGGCCCACAUUUAUUUCUUUUUCUUGAUCUCAACUAUCAUAAAACCAGAAGAUAGUUAGACCUCCCAAACUUUGAAUCUCCGAAAAACAAAAUUUUAGAAAUGGCAAAGCAUCAGGGCACACCCUUACAUUGGUAAAUAAGCGACACAACCAGCUUCACUGUGGUAACAUUUUAUUUUGUUUAGACACUAAUCUUAUGUAGUUAAACAGCAAAAGGCCACUAAGUGCUGUCACUCAGACUCAUUCGAACUUGAGUCCGACGAAAUCUGUUAAAUGCGAAGCAUUUCUUAACGAA
Molecule: messenger RNA, 1797 nt
Organism: Rhipicephalus microplus (southern cattle tick)
Lineage: Eukaryota; Metazoa; Arthropoda; Arachnida; Ixodida; Ixodidae
Biological process (GO): signal transduction
Molecular function (GO): protein binding
Source: RefSeq, a predicted model, not a curated record